Molecule: messenger RNA, 1326 nt
Organism: Babesia sp. Xinjiang
Lineage: Eukaryota; Apicomplexa; Aconoidasida; Piroplasmida; Babesiidae
Exons: 1
Coding region: 1-1326 (441 amino acids)
Source: RefSeq, a predicted model, not a curated record
AUGGUACAUGGCUUAUGGAAUCCCAAGCCUGCAAUAUAUGCAGCGGCAUUGAUUAUAGCGAUGUACCCGAUCGGAAGUGUCAUUCUGGAUAUCAGCCAGCAAGAUUUUCUGCCUUAUAUAGAUAUUUUUGUAGGAACCUUUAGGGAUGGUGGUAUUUAUAGAAUGUUUCACUCACACGGCCCCCUAAUCAAUCUCGUAAAAUGCGGUGAUGAGAUUUUGUUCGACUCAUCAUAUCAACCAGCGCUAUCCUUGGAUGUUUACGUUCAGGAUUAUAGGCGUCAAGGUCGUCAUAUUAUUUCAAUUAGUCGUUAUAACACAGUAAACUGGAAGUUGCUGCGAACAACUUUUUAUGAAAAGGACGACUUGUGUUACUUUCUUAGUACUCGUGAAUCAAAGGAUGAAUUUGUAGGAAGCCAUAUAUCAUUAACUUUAGAUCUAGAUGCAGAUAAGUUCCAUCCAUACAUUGUGUCAGGACGUCGUACACUCGAUAAUGCGGUGCGGUACAUGGUUCCAACUUAUUAUAGCAGCCGAGGGUCACUUCCAGUAAUCAAUAUGAGGUCCCCUAAAGAUGUAUUUAUAAUAUCACCUAUUCUCAACAUAUAUAACACUGCUCGUGACCCUAACAUUCCUUCACCGUCGAUACAUUGCUAUGCCACUAAAGUCGAUGUUGAACCGGAUCGAGAGCGGACAACAAUAUGGAUCAGACACCGACGUUUUAGCGUGAAAUUCGUAGUAGUAAUACCACCAGUUGAGAAUGGCGUAUUCAGGCCACAAAAUAUAAUGGGCAAUGAUUCCAGAUUCCAUAGAGGGGAUUUAAUGCCUGUAUCAAGGCCUUCUAACUUACUCAUCGACAUUUCUAGCACAGAUAUAAUUAUACCAGAAAUUAUAAUUCUAGCUAACCUUAGACGGGGUGAUUGGCUCUACACGCAGUACAGUGUUUUACCGCUGAUGGAGCAUCGGCGGGCAGUUAAUAACGUCAAUGAUUCCAAGAGUCACUCUGCGAUAUACGAAGUAACUGACAACGCAACCGUGACGCACGUAGAAGUUUUUGAUCAUGUGAAACACGGGUGGCGAUACGUCAUAAUCAAUUUGAGCAAAGCAAUGGGACCACGUUUCGUGGCGCAUAAAAUGAUAUAUAAACGCAUAGAAGACCAGGGUAGCGUCGUAUAUUUCGACCUCAGCAAGUUCUGCGUCGAACCGUACCUAGAUAUGCUAUAUAACAUCAAUACACUUGAAAAAAGUUGUGAUAAAGCAUGUGGUAAUGAUAUUGUGAUGGAUACAUCGUCGUCAUCUUCACUCUGUGACGAUUUGUUCAAAGGUUAUUAA